Molecule: messenger RNA, 705 nt
Organism: Microthlaspi erraticum
Lineage: Eukaryota; Viridiplantae; Streptophyta; Magnoliopsida; Brassicales; Brassicaceae
Source: the annotation of a GenBank genome assembly
AUGCUCUUCGUUUCAGACCGAUACGGCCUCCAUUCAGAGCGACCCCAGGGACUUCGACCGUGCUUUCUUCCUCGCCCGGCCGCAGACGACCGCGUUGAUCUUAGGGUUUGGGUAUUAACCAGUUCUUCCAACUUCGCCUCUUCCCUUCCAUUCUUAUGCUUCUGCCAUCAUACAACUGCCUUCAGUCGUCGUCUACGGCCUUCGCCUGCGGGACAUGAGAGUUUCCGGCUGAUCAAUGGACCCCAUUUCAAUUUGUCGAAUUACAGUGCCAUCCGUCCUCAGCUCAGGCGUUACACCAUAACGGUUUUCUCUAUUAAAAACCAGUUUUACUCAUACAUCGCUCGGUUGCCCUGCCCAAGCAGAUUCCGAUCGCUGACCUAUCCUUUGGACCAACAAAAUGUAAAACAUCACCGUUCGGCUGCUGAGAAUGUGGGAAGCGAGAAACUUCAAAAGGACGGAGAGCUCAUGAGCCUGGACAUGCUCUUUGUCGAUCACGAGAAUACCAUGAUACAAGGUUCGAUCCACCAUCGGAGGAUACCUCAAUUCAGAGCGUCCCUUGAAGAGGGUCGAAUCUACACCAUCCACAACUUUGAUGUCGUUCCAGCUUACCACCGUUUUAAAAUCACAACCAACACAAAAUCUAUAAGGUUCACAUAUACUACUACUCUCCAAACCGAUGAAAAGAAUGCCAGCCUCAAUUACUAA